AUGGUGAAACCCCCACAGAUCAACACCCUCUGGCCACUCGCAGCCCGAGGAUCCAGAGCUGCCGUAGCCAAGAAGAAGAAUAAGAAGGGGAAGACCCUCACCCUGACGGACUUCCUGGCUGAGGACGGGGGCGGCGGAGGGGGCCCCACCUACAUCCCCAAACCUGUCAGCUGGGCCGACGAGACAGAUGACCUGGAAGGUGACGUUUCCACCACCUGGCACAGUAAUGAUGACGACGUGUACCGGGCCCCCCCGAUCGACCGCUCCCUGCUGCCCACCGCCCCCCGCGCCGCGCGGGAGCCCAACAUCGACCGCAGCCGCCUGCCCAAGUGCCCCCCCUACACGGCAUUCGUGGGAAACCUGCCCUACGACGUCACCGAGGAUUCCAUCAAGGAUUUCUUCAGAGGCCAGCCGAGCUGGAUCAGUGCCGUCCGCCUCCCGCGCGAACCCACCAACCCCGAGCGCUUGAAAGGCUUCGGCUACGCCGAGGUUGAGGACAUCGACUCCCUGUUCCAGGCCUUGAGCCUCAAUGAGGAGUCCCUAGGGAACAGAAGGAUACGGGUGGAUGUUGCUGAUCAAGCUCAGGAUAAAGACCGGGACGACCGCUGCUUCGGGCGGGACCGGGACCGGUACCGGUAUCGGGAUCGCUACGAUGACCGGUAUCGUGACGGCCCACGAAGGGACAUGGACCGUGGCUUCGGGGGCCGGGACCGCUACGAUGACCGGAGCAGGGACUAUGACCGAGGUGGGACAUCCUGGGAGGGGCAUCCCAGCUGGCGCAGCGAGGAGAACCAGGAGCGGUCACGGACGGGAAGCGAGUCCUCACAGACCGGGCCCCCAGGCCCCCCCGGCACCUCCGUGGGCACCGGCCCCACGGGCAGGACCACGAGGAGGAGGGAGAGCGAGAAGUCCUUGGAGAACGAGCCGCUGUCCCGGGAGGAGGAGGCGCCGUCGCCCCCCAAGGCCCGGGAGGAGAAGCAGCCCCUGAAGGUGAUGCCGGCACCGCCCCCCAAGGAGAACGCCUGGGCCAAGAGGAGAGAUGAGAACAAACCAGAUGGAGGCUCCGGGGGCCGGAGCGGGAGCUCGGGACGAGCCCCGGGGGAUCCAGACAGGAAGGAGAGCAGGAAGGAUCACGAUGCACGACCUGCACCUGAGCCAAAGAAACUCGACGAGAACCCCCCCUCUUUCAGCCACGCCAGCAAGUAUGCAGCGCUGGCAGUGGAUGGUGAUGAUGAGGCCGAAGAAGAGGAGGGCACCGAGUGA
Molecule: messenger RNA, 1263 nt
Organism: Chaetura pelagica (chimney swift)
Lineage: Eukaryota; Metazoa; Chordata; Aves; Apodiformes; Apodidae
Gene: EIF4B
Product: eukaryotic translation initiation factor 4B
Exons: 12
Coding region: 1-1263 (420 amino acids)
Molecular function (GO): RNA binding
Source: RefSeq, a predicted model, not a curated record